AUGACAAGCGAAGCCACUGGUUUAGCUCAACGAGUGGAUAUACCAAGUUCAGCAAGCUCAGCAAGGAACAAUAGACAAGGUAUUGACUAUAAUCAUCCCUUAUUCCUUAGCCCUACGGAUGUGAGUGGUAUUAGCAUCAUAUCGUUUCAGUUGCAAGAGAGGUUUGACAGAGUUGAUGGGUCAAGAACUUAUAGUUUACACAAAGAGAUAGCCACUUUGCAACAAGGAACAACUUCUGUAUCAGCAUAUUAUACUAAGCUGAAAGCAUUGUGGGAUGAGUUUGAAGUGUGGGUGCCCUCACCUUGUUGCAAUUGUGAUAAAUCCAGAGGUUUUGUAGCUCACAUGAAUAGACAAAAGCUAUAUCAGUUUCUAAUGGGACUAAAUGACAUGUAUCAUCAAGCUAGGAGUCAAAUUCUCAUGAUAGAUCAUUUGCCUAAUAUCAAUCAAGCAUAUGCUAUGAUAGUAGGAGAUGAGAGUCAAAAGGAUGUGGUUACAAGCAUCAAUAAUUUGGGACUAUAUGCAUCAAAUUCAGAGUCAGUAGCUAUGUACUCUAGAGUUGGAAAUAGUUCAGGCAUUGGCAAUAGGUUUAAAAAGAAUACCUCCUUAAUCUGUGAGUUCUGUAAGUGUAGAGGCCACACAAAAGAGUCCUGCUACAAGGUGGUGGGGUACCCCCCAGAUUUCAAGUCAAAAAGGAGGGUUCAGAGUGCAAACAUGGUCCAUACAGACACUAAUAGUCUCACUAGUCAAUCUCAGCAGUCAGGUCAGGCUAACUUUUCUUAUGGUCUAAACACAAAUGUGUCUGAUGAAACAUUGUGGGGCAGAAGUAGCACAGUACAGCACACUGCAGACAAACUAACAACAACUACUCCUAAUAAAGCAGCUGAGAAAGAGGUCAAGCAACUACUUCAAGGGUGUACAUUCACAAAUGAUCAGUAUGAGCAAAUUCUUAUGAUGAUGAACCAACAAUCUUAUCCAAGAGCCAAUGCACCUGAGUGCAAUAAGGCAAACAAUGCAGGUGCAACAAACCAUAUGGUGUCUAAGCUGGAGAUGCUGCUAAAGGAGUCUGUACAUAAGUUUGACACUCCUAAGGAUGUGUGUUUACCAAAUGGUGGUACCACUCAAGAGCUUUACACUGGGAAGGUGAAGGAAGUUGGUAGAGAAGAGGGAGGCUUGUAUCUGCUAUGGAGUCAAUUAACUCAAGAUAAUGCAAGUAAGACUAAGGAUUUUGCCUGCUAUGUUGAUGCUGUUCAUCCAACAGACAAGGAAUCAGAUAUGGAGCUAUGGCAUAAAAGGCUAGGACAUUAUACUAAAAAUCAGUUUGGCAAGGUGGUCAAGGUCCUAAGGUCUGAUAAUGGUACUGAGUUUGUUAACUCAGUAUGUGAUGAUAUGUUCAAAGCACUGGGUAUUAUACAUCAAAGAUCUUGUCCAUACACUCCUCAGCAAAAUGGUGUGGCUGAGAGAAAACAUAGACACCUGCUAAAAGUAACCAGAGCACUCAGAUUUCAAGCUAAAAUACCUAUCAGGUAUUGGGAUCACUGUGUACUAGCUGCUGCCUACCUAAUUAACAGACUUCCUAGUAGUGUACUUGAGUUCCAUACUCCUUAUGAAAGAUUGUAUGGCAGAAAACCAGACAUAUCUCAUUUGAGAACAAUUGGCUGUCUAGCCCUAGCCAAGAACCUCACUAAACAUGACAAACUCAAGCCUAGAUCAAGAUCAACUGUGCACAUGGGAUACUCUGAAGUGCAGAAAGGCUAUAUUCUGUUUGACCUGCACAAUAACACAUUCUUUGUUAACAGGAAUGUUUCCUUUAGAGAAGACAUAUUCCUAUUUGCCAAGGAUGAUGGUUAUGCAACACAGCAUCUGUUUGUGGAUAACCUGCAAGACCUAGGUGAGACAGCUCCACAACUUCAUCAUCUGUCUCCAUUCAUAGUCUCAGGUACUUCUCCAUCUGUAUUAUCAGAAGAGGCUACAUGUGUGCAUCCAGGUGGUGAUGAGCAAGGCUGUGUGCAUACACAACCACACACUGAUGUAAUUGAGUCUGAUGUGUCUGAUCCAACUAUCACUAGAAGAUCUACCAGGUCUAAACAUCCUCCCACAUGGAUGAAGGAUUUUGUCUCCUUAAAUGUUAAACAGGAUGUCCAAUAUCCUCUGUCCAACUAUGUAAGCUACUCUCACCUCUCACCUUCUCAUCAGAACUUUAUUGCAGCUGCAUCUUCUGUGAUAGAACUUACCAGCUAUGCUGAAACUGUCAAACAUCCCAGAUGGAUUAAAGCUAUGAAGACAGAGAUUUAA
This is a messenger RNA of Solanum dulcamara, 2292 nucleotides long. RefSeq lists its product as uncharacterized. The transcript is spliced from 5 exons. Lineage: Eukaryota; Viridiplantae; Streptophyta; Magnoliopsida; Solanales; Solanaceae. Gene Ontology annotation, biological process: DNA integration. The record is from RefSeq and is a predicted model, not a curated record. Gene Ontology annotation, molecular function: nucleic acid binding. The coding region runs from base 1 to 2292 and encodes 763 amino acids.